Molecule: messenger RNA, 1922 nt
Organism: Striga asiatica
Lineage: Eukaryota; Viridiplantae; Streptophyta; Magnoliopsida; Lamiales; Orobanchaceae
Source: the annotation of a GenBank genome assembly
AUGGGGUCUUUGGAAGGAUCAGAAGUUGCAAGAAAGAAGGCAAAGUGGGUUUAUCCAAAGAUGAUGGGCUCUAACCCUUCUGAGAGAUGGGGGCACUCUGCUUGCUACUUUCAUGGCUUAGUUUACAUUUUUGGAGGGUGCCGCGGUGGGGUCCACUUCAGCGACGUCCUUAUCUGCAACCUCUCCACAAUGUCUUGGAGCGUCCUCCGAACAUCGGGCUCCGGGCCGGGCCCUCGCGACAGCCACAGCGCGUGCGUAGUGGGCCACCGCAUGUUUGUCUUUGGGGGCACCGACGGGUCCAGGAAGGUUGGCGACCUCCGAUGUCUGGACCUGAGGAGCGGUGAGUGGGCCCGGCCCGAGUGCCGCGGGAGCCCACCGCCGGCCCGCGAGAGCCACACGGCUACAGUGGUUGGGGAACGCUGGCUGGUCGUGUUUGGGGGCAGUGGGGAAGGGGAGGCCAACUAUCUGAACGACUUGCACGUUUUGGAUCUGACGAGCAUGNUUGGUGUGAUUAGGUGGAUGGUGGUGGUGGUUCUUGGCCGAGUGCGCGGGCGGGUGUACGUACUGGGUGGAGUUGGCGACAAACAGUACUUUAAUGACAUCUGGGUUCUCGACAUUAUCACGUCUUCUUGGGCUCGAAUUGACGUGGCUUGUCAAAAAUCUCAAGGUCGAUUUUCGCAUACGGCCACCGUCACAAAUAUGGGGAUUGCCGUGUUUGGAGGGUGCGGCGAGGACGAACGUCCCCUGAACGAACUGCUCGUUUUGCAGAUCGACUCCACAGCAUGCAGACCUCUUGGAAAUAGAUAUAAUGAUGAAACAGAGAAUCUCUCGAAUAAAGCAGAAAAUACAUUGAUGAAAUUUAUAGCGGACAAUGAAGAUGCACAUUCACCAGAAGUUGAAGAAAUUGAGUUCGUUCCCAGGCAGUCCCCUCAUUUUAGUUCCGGUAGACAUCAUAUGUUGCACCCGAAGAGGAGACGAAUGAGAAACUUGAAUUUUGCGGAAAGAAAAUCCGAAUUCGAACGUCAUACUCAUUCACUUUCACAGCAAUCGUCACCAUCCAAUUCUGAUCACGUUCAGAGUCCCAUCAAAAGAAGUAUCAACAACAUAAUCUCUUAUCCAUCCCCUGAAUUGCAUCCGAUGUUCAGGCAAAAGCUUCCCACGCCAGGCUGUCAUGAGCUCGAUAAUGCUUCAAAAAAUCAAACAUGCCCUAAUAAACACACUUUUCCUAGUACAUGCCCGAGCAUAUAUUUGUCGCCCGGGCAUCAAAAUCAUAUAAAAUGCCGAAAUUUGAUUGGAGCUGAAGUACACGGGCAAGUAGACGGCGCAUUUGAUUCGGGCUACCUAAUGACAGCCACUGUUAAUGGAAGGGUUUUUAGAGGAGUGUUGUUUGCUCCUGGACCGGAUUUUGUCCCCAGAGGUGACCAAUAUUCCAUCUCCAAGACCAACUGCCCCAUAAUCAAUCGUGUGAAUUCUGGUCCAAAUAUUGAGUCAAGGCAUUUCCAGCAGCAUGCGAAAAGGUUUGCACCGUGUGAAUUACAGAGUGACUCGAGAAGAUUGUCUCCGGAAAACCAAGCUCGUCGGUAUUCAACAAAUGAUUCAAGGGCUAAUAGUACAGAACUUCAAGGCGUGGAGCUAACUCUGGCGAGUCCAGGAAGCAUAUAGGCUAAGCUAGCUCAUUUUGGUGACUCAGAAUCAACCUCAUUUCAAUCUUACCUUCCCUUUUUUUUUUUUGGUUUGUUUGUUUGUUUUGAAGUGUAGAUUUGAAGUUAUUUUCCAGUGGUUGUAGUAUCUGAUUAGGUUAGGUUAGUUUGUGUAUGAUGAGAAAUGUAAGACUUAUCUUGGCAAAAGAAGGCUCCAACAAUAUGGACAAAUGGGGCACUGCAUGUGUUUUUACUAUAAUAAUAUAUAAUAUUUGCAAGAAA